AGAGAAAUUUCUUGAAUUUCUUUGGAAUAAAAUGAAAGAUCCCAAUAAAUUGGCAAUAAUACGGAUUAAAUCAUCAAUGUCUGACGAUGAGCACAUUGAACCGCCCGCCUUUAGUCCAGCUACACUUGGUCUACAUCGUGUCGGUACCUUGCCACCUCCAAAACCUCAAACCUCACAACCAAUUCAAAUGUUAAAUGCUCGUGGAAUGCCCGUUCGCGUUCGAAAACGUAAUCGUCUAUUCUUUGACGAUGAACUGGUAAAUUAUAACAAAGCUCUUUGUGUUAAGCAAUCGCCUCGCAAAAUUACCAUACCACAAAAACAACCAAGAACACCAGUUAAAACUCCAUCAAAAGCUUUAAAAAAGAGAAAAACAAUCGGCGGUACACGUUAUGUGCGUUACGAAGAAAAGCAACAAACACCUCCCGAAAAACGUUCUCCUAGCAAAUACUUUUCGUCCCCGACAGCAUCAACAUCACGAAAUGCACUGAUACCAGCCGACAAGCUUAUGGAACAACAAAUCGGUUUACGUUUACGAAAUUUGCUUAAGCUACCCAAAGCCCAAAAAUGGGUUAUAUUCGAAUGGUUCUACUCAUUUGUAGAUAAGCCUCUUUUUCAAGGUGAGAACGAUUUCCAGAUUUGUCUUAACGAUGUAGUGCAAUACGACAGUCCGUUCAAGAAUCCAGUUAUUGAACGUGAUAAUAUCGGUGGCUUCCUAGUGAAGCUAUUAGAGACCAUUGUUCGAUUGAAGCGAGCAAUUGCUAUAAAGAAAUCUAAACUAAAUCGACUGAAAGAAAUGAAUUCAGAAGCAGAAAUUAAAAAUGCAGCAGCAGCUGCAUCAUCUUCUUCAUCGUCCGGAGAGGUGAAAGCUGGUCUGUUGGAUAGCGAUAAUGUUGAAGUGUUUCAAAAACACGUUCAAAUCCAUUUACACCAUAUUCGACUUGGCACUGGUCAAUUGGCUAUGUCACCGAGCAUAAAUGUGCAGCAGCACAAUGCAACUUUGACUUUAACUUUACUUUAACUAACCAAAAUCUAUUUAAUUUUACUUUUGUUGUAUAUUCAAAUUUUCUAUUGAAUUAAACAUAUUUUUUUUCUAUCCCCAAAGAGGCAGUUUUUUAAA
Episyrphus balteatus (marmalade hoverfly) is the source of this 1117-nucleotide messenger RNA. RefSeq lists its product as uncharacterized. Gene Ontology annotation, molecular function: DNA binding. The transcript has 2 exons. Gene Ontology annotation, cellular component: transcription repressor complex; nucleoplasm. NCBI's taxonomy places the organism in Eukaryota, Metazoa, Arthropoda, Insecta, Diptera, Syrphidae. Gene Ontology annotation, biological process: regulation of transcription by RNA polymerase II; DNA-templated transcription; regulation of cell cycle. The record is from RefSeq and is a predicted model, not a curated record. The coding region runs from base 32 to 1018 and encodes 328 amino acids.